Messenger RNA from Manis javanica (Malayan pangolin), 2279 nucleotides. RefSeq names its product secretory carrier membrane protein 4 (gene SCAMP4). The record is from RefSeq and is a predicted model, not a curated record. NCBI's taxonomy places the organism in Eukaryota, Metazoa, Chordata, Mammalia, Pholidota, Manidae. Gene Ontology annotation, cellular component: recycling endosome membrane; trans-Golgi network membrane. Gene Ontology annotation, biological process: protein transport.
CGGAGGCGGAGGCGGGGCGGUCGGUCGGUUGCUAAGCCUGAGGGAAGCGCUACGCUCGCGCCUGGCUCCUCAGGUGGCUGCAGGCUUCUGUCUUCAUACAGUCAUCACAGCAGAAAUGUCAGGGAAGGAGAACAACUUCCCUCCACUGCCGCGCUUCCUGCCUCUGAAGCCCUGCUUCUACCAGAACUUCUCUGACGAGGUCCCCAUCGAGCACCAGGUUCUGGUGAAGAGGAUCUACCGGCUGUGGCUGUUCUACUGCGCCACCCUGGGGGUCAACCUUGUCGCCUGCCUGGCCUGGUGGAUCGCUGGUGGCUCAGGGGCCAACUUCGGCCUGGCCUUAGUCUGGCUUCUGCUCUUCUCCCCCUGCGGCUACGUGUGCUGGUUCCGGCCCGCAUACAAGGCCUUCCGAGCCGACAGCUCCUUUAACUUCAUGGUGUUUUUCUUCGUCUUUGGCGCCCAGUUUGUCUUGACAGUCAUCCAGGCAGUCGGCCUCUCAGGAUGGGGCGCGUGUGGCUGGCUGGCCGCGAUCGGCUUCUUCCAGACCAGUGUCGGGGCUGCCGUGCUCAUGCUGCUCCCGGCCCUCAUGUUCUCCGCGUCGGCUGCCAUGAUGGCCGUCGCGAUCAUAAAGGUGCACAGGAUCUACCGCGGGGGGGGCGGAAGCUUCCAGAAGGCGCAGACUGAGUGGAGCACAGGCACCUGGCGGAACCCACCUUCUCGGGAGGCCCAGUACAACAAUUUUUCGGGGAACAGCCUGCCAGAGUACCCCACUGUGCCCAGCUACCCGGGCACCGGCAGCCAGUGGCCUUAGAGGGAGCCAAGGGGUCCCACGGGUCCCACUACCCACCCGCCGCCUCCCUGUCCACUCCCGGUCCCGAAGCAUCUGUCCCCUGUCCGUCCCUGGUGGUGGCUGGGCCCUCUCCCAGCUGGCCCAGUGGAAAGGUUUGGUGGCUGUCCAGGGUGCCCUCAGGUGGGACACUGGACCUCAGGCACUCUUGGCCUCCUGGUGAGCACUGCCCAGAGGCUGUGUGGCCUUGCUGUCCAGCAGGACGACACCCCUCUUGCUCCCCAAAAACGUUUGGUAUUCUGACGCCCCUGGCAUGGCCCUGAGGAGAAGACGGCAGGAGGCCAGCUGGCUCCUCGGAGCUGAGGAUGUGGAGGCAGCUCUGGUGGGGCAGUCGCCCUCCGCCUGGGUUCUCGUCCCCACAGGCAGUGAAGGGACGCGGUGUGCAGCCAGGUGCUCCCUGCCUCUGUCCCUGAGUCCCCAUCCGCCCUCACUGGAGGGCUUCUGCACGAGCCUGCAGGGUCAGCCGGAGGCGGGUUUGCUGCCGUGACACCCAGAUCUGAGCUCCGUCUGCCUGUCCCUCCUGUCAGCCUGCCCCUGCAUCCUGGUGGCUCCUUGCUGCCCUUUGCCAGCUUGCCCUCCCUCCCUGCCCACAGUCACUUCUUUGUGACCAAAAUUUCCAAAUUCCAGUGGCCCGGGCAUUCUAAAGUCCUGGGAGCCUCGGCAGGGCCUGUCUUGACAUCCAUCUCCAGCCAAGACGUGGGAUGGAGUCCUUUGAGGCGGGGGAGGGGUUGUCAGCUUCUGCACCAGGCGGACAAAAACAGGUGGUGUGUCAGGGCGGCACAGCAGCAUUCAGCGCCUGCCCUGGCCAUGUGCCAGCCAGCUCGGGACCUGCGGCCCUGCUGGAGGCAGGUGGUUGGGUUUCUCAGGAGAACGGCCUGUCAGAAGGAAGCAUGGGGCAAAUCUGUGCCUUAGUGAGACAUCAAGACAGCCUAUACUUCUCUUCCCCUCCGGUUCUAGCUCCUUCCCAGACAAAGCGUACACCCUGUGGUGGCCUCCCGUCACCUUGUGGAUGGUAGGGCCAGAGGAGGCCGUGCAGCUUGCUGGCCAGGUCUCCAGUGCUGUCCUCGCAGGACAGGCCCCAUUCCCUGGAAUGCCCAGGUCUCCAGGAGCCCCUGGGUGGCCACGGGAUGUCCUCCACGCUCACCCUUGUUUGCUUUGGCCACGUGUGCGCAGUGCCCUGUAGUGUUGAAGGUGGCCAUGACCCCCUGGACAGAAGGCCAAGCCUUGGAGGCCCUGGCGCCCCUGUGACGUCCCCAGGCCAGCCUCCUGGUCACUGUGGGGCUGGAUCUCGUGAUGGUUUUACCACUGAUGGUGACAGCUGUGAACCAGGUGGAGGAACGCGUGUGGACCUUGUGCCCCGCUCAACGUGGCUCUUAGUUACGUUGGUGGUUUUGUUACAUGGAAAUAGCCUGUAAAUAAACACAUCUUUUCUGCA